ACACACUCACAGUUACACAUGCAUAGACGCGGUGCACGGCUAGUUCUCCGCAGCAAACUUCCAGGCUAUAACCCCGAAGACGGCUUGCGUUGCUCAAACCAUUUGGGACACGCUCCACGCCUUUGAUAGCGUAUUAAUUACUCAUGUGAUGUGAUGCAGAUGUCUGGGGGACGAAAGUUUGCCUAACGCGAUUCUAAAAGGGGGGCAAGGCAAGGCAGCAAUAGCGGUGCAAUAUCGGGACAGCCCUUCCAAUCAGGCAAAUCAAAGCAUCAACCAGCUACUGCAAUGGCUCACCCAGCUGCGCAUUUGUUGACGCUAUUAGCCUGCAUGGCGGCCAGUGGAAUUUGCCAGAUAAACCAAGGCGAAGAAGAAGAGAGGUCCCAUCUACUGUCCCUGGGGUACACCACUCUCCAAGCAACAGCUUUUCACACUACCACUGCAAAUCCAUCAAGUGAGGGACCUAUUGUGCAAAAAGUGGUGGCACCCUCCAAUGGGACGAUAAUGAAAAAACUCAAGCCACAUCCCUCCUGCAUUAUGCAAACUCAGAUAAACAUUUACUUCAAAUACAUCAACACGAUUAUCUCCAUUGCGGUGUUUGUGGUGGGUCUGGUGGGCAACGCCACGCUGCUGAGGAUUAUAUACCAGAACAAGUGCAUGAGGAAUGGGCCCAAUGCGCUCAUAGCCAGUCUGGCUCUGGGAGACCUCAUAUACCUCAUCAUAGAGAAACCCAUAAAUGUCUUCAAGCUGAUAGAAUCCCGGUGGCCAUUUGCAGAGAACUUUUUCGGGCUGUUUUUGUGCAAACUGGUGCCGUUUGUCCAGAAAGCUUCGGUCGGCAUCACUGUGCUCAACUUGUGUGCCCUCAGCGUGGACAGGUAUCGAGCUGUGGCCUCGUGGAGCAGAGUUCAGGGGGUGGGCAUCCCUCUCUUCACCGUCAUCGAGAUCGUGUCCAUUUGGCUCCUCUCCCUCCUCCUCGCCGUCCCAGAAGCCAUUGUUUUUGACAUCGUCUCGUUCAACUACAGAAACCAAAGCUACCGCACCUGCAUGAUCAACCCCAAACCAGGCUUUACCAUGUUCUACAAAGACGCGAAGGACUGGUGGCUGUUUGGGUUUUACUUCUGCGUUCCUCUGACCUGCACAGCCAUCUUCUAUACUCUGAUGACUCUGGAGAUGCUAACCCACAGGAACGGCAGUCUGCGCAUAGCCCUCAGCGAGCAUCUCAAACAGAGGAGGGAAGUGGCCAAAGCAGUCUUCUGUCUGGUUUUAAUAUUUGCCUUGUGUUGGUUCCCACUCCAUCUGAGCCGGAUUCUGAAAAAGGUGGUGUACUAUCCCAAUGAUGAGUCACGCUGUGAAUUUCUCAAUUUCCUGUUGGUUCUGGAUUACAUCGGGAGCAACCUCGCCACGAUCAACUCCUGCAUCAAUCCCAUUAUAUUGUACUUUGUCAGCAAAAAGUUCAAGAACUGUUUCAAGUCCUGCCUCUGCUGCUGGUGCUAUUCCGACAGCCAAGUCAGCAGCAUCGGACAAAUGAACGGGACCAGUAUCCAGUGCAAGAGUCCCGAGCCUAACAACCUUCACACGGAUCGAAGUUUGAGGAAAGACAGCGACUGAACUGUAAACGUCCCGUAAACGAACUGAUGAAGACGUCAAGAAGUUUUAAAGAGUUAAUGGAAGGACAAUGGACUUGAACUUGUCUUGCGCUCUCUAAGGACCUUUCUUCCUCUGAACUUUGAGUAUUCCCACACCCCCAAACAGCGACAUGACGAGUAGUAAGAGAAACAGUUUUUAACAGGAUACAGCCGAACAGUGACUAUAAAUAUCACUUUAAAAAGGGCAGAACUUCUGGGAAAGUUGCCCCAAAGAAGGAAGCAUCCCGAAUGUUUGCUGCCAGAGACAAUCUUUGGAGAUGAGGACAGGCGGCAGUGGGCUAGAGGAUACAUUUUUGAAAGAUUUCGCAGAUAAAAUUAGUGUAAAUGGCAACAGUUUUUUAUUUCUUUCGGAAAAUAAGGUUCAUCUCAGGCCUGAAAUUUGAAUGGGAAUCUAUUUGAGGAAUUUGGAAGUAAGAAUGUAAUAAAAACAAUCAUUAAAGCUAGGCAGCGUUACAGUUUUUCAACUUUUGCUUGUAAAUUUGCAUAAAAAACAGAUUUUCUUUCCAAAUUCAGGAAAAACAACUGAUAGUAACAUGACAGAACUAACAUAUUUACGGAUUGUACAGUAAACAUGGAGUAAAAUAUAGAAUUUUACUAUUCUAUUAUAAAAAUAAAAAUAAAUACUUUCCAUGGGUUUCAGGCAAAUAAUUAUUUCCUGAUAUGAAGUUAUUGCUUAAUUGCUAUGGCGACGGAGUACCAUUACCGUAGCAUAAAACUAAUAAUUAUUUAAAUGCUUCAACACAACUAGUUAAGUCUAAAAAUAUACGUGGUUUUCAAUUUCAGAUCUUGUAUAUGUAUGUUUUAAUUUUUUUAAUUUUAUUUUUUACACAAUUUAAAGUGUGGCCUUUACAUCACCACCUUUAGUAUCAUAUUCAGUCAUAUAUGUGCUGCUUAUAUUUAUGUGGAAUAUGUUAUUUCACAUUAAACCAUAUUGUUCUUGACAUUAUAAAAUAUAUAAACUGUCAAAAAUAACCAGCCAUGUUUGUCCUAAUCCCAAAUUACUUUAUAUCUCAGGGAGUACUUGCAUUACACAUAGACUAUAUCCAUUUCAGCUUUGUAGGAAAAGUAUUUUGGUCUUACAGUAUAUCCAAGUAAUAUCCCCUAGUGGCACAAGGCGAUAUUACAUGCCAAUACGACAGCACUUGAUAUGUUUGCAUUGCAUAUAAUGAUAAGGGAUGUUCAUCUUUGUAUCGAAUUUGAUAAAGUACACCGCACUUAUGUUAUCAAAGUAUCUGUUAUACAUAUUGUGAAUCAUAUUGUAAUUCUGACUUUUUAACAUUUUGAAAUCUGUCACAUACGCGUCCAUUGUAUCCACGUUGAACCAAAGGCUAUUGUCGCUACUUCAUUAAGCUCAGAUACAGUUAGUAAAGUGACGAUGACUACUUUGCUUAUACAGACCAUAGACUGUAUAAAAUAAGAAGUGAAGUCUUUAUGCAGUCUAUAAUAAAGACAGUUUUUGAAAUACUGUAGUACUUUUAAACUGGGGCAGUAGUAGUCAGCCCAAAUGUGUGCAACUUUAGUUCAUAAACGAUCUAGAUUUUGGCUCUGCUCAACAAUCGAAAUCAUGCCCCAAACGUUCUAUUUCACUGUGAAUAUAAACAUUCAAACUGCAGCAUUCUCCUGUAACCAACAGAAUGUAUGUGUUUAUACCCACUUUUAUAAAGUGUACAUGUAUUUAUUCAUGUAUCUGUACCAUGCCAGUGUUACGUGUGAAGGGCACUGUUAUAUUGUACACUGUAAAUAUUGUUAUUGUAAUGACAGCUAAUUACCAAAGAUUAUUGUCACUUGUUGUGCAUUAUAAGAUUAACCGCAAAGACAAUUAUUAUCUGGUGGAGGGUCGGCCGCCUACUUGUCUCCAUGGAGAUGCUGUUGCUUUGCCUGGAUUGUUCCACAGUGUAGUAAAAAAAAGCAGAUCUAUUAUGCAAUAUCAACUUUUCAGAGCUUUUAGCCAUGUUAUAGUUGUUCUCUCACCAUUUACUCAGCCAAAGUUGUGUUUGGAGACGCCAUAUUGCCAGUUAACUUAUGUUUUCACUUCCACCUGCAUACACCCAAUGUGACGUACUUACUUUGUUCUCCAAUUUUAUUUUCUUAAUCAGCAAUACGCACAAGAGCCACGUUGUCAUUUUGGUACAAAUGAACAAAAAAAAUGUGCCGUUUGCUAGCAUGAUGUGUAGCUUUCCAUCUGAGGUGUCGACAGCUGGACCGAUCUUUUGUCCCCAUUGGACACUGCAAUUUUCUAAUGUGGACAUCAGCACAACAUGUCUUCUUUCAAAUUUAGAGGGCCAGGAUUCAGAUCUGUGGAAAGGCGACCCUGCUCACGAUAAGAAUGCAUGUUUUUCAUUGUAUUUAUCCAGCUACAAAAACACCUGUAAUUGAAUAAAGGCAAAAUAGAAGUUUAAUACUGUGGAACAUUCCAGACAAAUCUAUAACAUCUCACAAGCAAGUGAUGAACCCUGCAUCAGAAAAGUUACGCAGUGCACCUUUAAACCUGGACAUUCAGUUUGUAAUAACUGAAUAUUUCAUGGUUAUCAAACUGUUGUACAUGCAGUUGCUUGAAUGGGUCUCUGACUGAAUUCCUUUGAUUAUUACAAAAGUGUGCAAACAGGUUUGUAUGAAGAGUUUGGAAUAACAGUUCAUGUUUGUACAGAUUCUGUGUUAUUAUGACUAUAUUAUGUGCUUGUUUUUGUUCAUUAAUGGUGUUACUUGUGCUGCUUAUACCAAUAAAUCCAUCUCCAACCUCCAA
Molecule: messenger RNA, 4386 nt
Organism: Periophthalmus magnuspinnatus
Lineage: Eukaryota; Metazoa; Chordata; Actinopteri; Gobiiformes; Gobiidae
Gene: ednraa
Product: endothelin receptor type Aa
Exons: 9
Coding region: 286-1605 (439 amino acids)
Biological process (GO): G protein-coupled receptor signaling pathway; enteric nervous system development; regulation of blood pressure
Cellular component (GO): membrane
Molecular function (GO): endothelin receptor activity
Source: RefSeq, a predicted model, not a curated record